Molecule: messenger RNA, 840 nt
Organism: Microthlaspi erraticum
Lineage: Eukaryota; Viridiplantae; Streptophyta; Magnoliopsida; Brassicales; Brassicaceae
Source: the annotation of a GenBank genome assembly
AUGAUGGUUCCUCCUUCGACCAUGAUGGCCUCGGAGAGGGUGGAUCGUCUCGGCGCCCUGAAGGCGGUGAGGAGAUGUCUCAUCACUCUGAGAUGGGUGGUUCCGCGCCAAAACCUAAUGCCGAGGAUGGUCCGGAGGAACCGAAGGUCGAGCCUCGGAGCUGUAAUCCUCAUGCGGUGGAGACGCACAGCUAAGGAGGAAGUCUUAAGGUUGCGGCGGGAGGAUGAGAAGGCCGAGGAUGUCGACGCGGUGGUGGCUGAUUUGAAGCUUGAGAAACUUGCUCUCGAGGAAAAAGUUGCAGCGCUGAAUAAGGAGAUAGUGAAGACUCUCGGUCUUCAAGAUACAACGGACCAAUUGAGAGCUCAACAUGCUGAACUCUCGGAGAAGGUUCGCCGAGGUGCGGAAGCCGCUGUUGCUGAAGCGGAACGUUUUCGUCAGUCACGCCAGGAAUGGGCUGAAGUAGUUGCUACUCAAGUCUAUGAUUCGGUGAGUGAUUGGUACGCUCCUCGCCUUCGCCGUCUCUCGGAGUUCGUCACCCAGCGGGACAUGGUCGAGGCGGCUGUAGUGAGGCUGCAAGUCGACGAGGCUCUUCUCGUCUUUGUGAAGAAGAUCAGUGGAGUGGACCUGGACUUUGACGCUGUGGAGGAGAGACUUAGGGCCAAGCUGGCAAAGAGCGUCGCGGAUGGAGAUGCAAUCGAUGAGGUCGACAUUACUGACGACGAUUUCGUGAAGCCCAACAGUGUUUCUAUGCUAGUGGUGCCAGGGUCUCCAUCUCAUCGAAACGAUGAUGGCGCUGGUUCGGGUGCGGGACCAUCUGCUUCCGGGGUCAAGUCUGUUUAG